Molecule: messenger RNA, 3250 nt
Organism: Centruroides sculpturatus (bark scorpion)
Lineage: Eukaryota; Metazoa; Arthropoda; Arachnida; Scorpiones; Buthidae
Product: FRAS1-related extracellular matrix protein 2-like
Exons: 12
Coding region: 39-2459 (806 amino acids)
Source: RefSeq, a predicted model, not a curated record
UGAUAUAGGAUACGAAAGCAAUUAUUUAUAUUCAAGAAAUGGAUAUUGUUGCCGACGUAACGUUUCCCACGCGACCGACAGUUGUUUCUCUUCGAGAUUAUGAUAACGUUGCCAGUGCCAGAAAGCAUCCUACUCCAGGGUAUCCGGUAAUAUGCGUAACUGCAUGCAAUCCUAAACAUCCAGAGUUUUCAAAAACUGGAAUAUUGUGCACUAAAGAAGGAAUAAACGAUACAUUGACUGAAUUUAGAUGGAGAGUGGCUGCUCCGAGCGGUCGAGAUGGGGUGACGAGUCUGUUAAAAGACGUAGAAGCUAUUACAUUUUUUACGAGUCCACAUUUUAUUACAUUAGAUAGCAUUUAUUUCUCAGCAGGAAGCAGGGUGCAGUGUGCUGCUCGGGCAGUAAAUGUUGAUGGAGAUCCAGGACUGGAAUUGGAUAGCGAGUCCGUAACCAUAUCAACCACCGAUGGUCUUUGUACACCAAGACUCGAAGGUGCAUUUGGAGCAGAACCGUUUACGGCCAAAAUGAGAUAUACAGGUCCUAAAGAUGAUGAUUUUUCGAAUUUGAUUAAACUAAGUAUCAUAAUCCCUCAUUGGGAUGGUAUGUUGCCCAUAAUUUCAACAAAACCUUUGUCUAAUUUCGAAUUGACUUUGAGUCCCGAUGCGAUAAGAAUUGGUCUUCACAAAUGCUCCAACUUAUUGGAUGUUAAUGAAAUACAAACAAAGCAUGGUUUUCUCACAAAUGAGACAAAAAAUGAAAAUGUUAUUGGUGAUGUGGAACCAUAUCAGUAUAGUGAAGAAUUGCGGGGCAAUUCAUCUUUAAGAUUUUAUCGUAACUUAGAUUUAGAAGCUUGUAUGUGGGAAUUUACUUCAUAUUUUGAUAUGUCAGAAUUAGUAACAUUAUGUGGAGGAGUUAUCAGUACAGAUGGACAAGUAUUAAAUUUGGUGCAGUCAUAUGUUUCUAUAACAGUACCACUUUAUGUUUCGUAUAUUUUUCACUCUCCAGUUGCUACUGGUGGGUGGCAGCAUAACGAUCUCAGUUCUCAGUUGCGUCUAACAUUCGUGUAUGACACUGCAAUUCUUUGGCAGCAAGGUAUCGGUGCACCAGAAGAAUCUCAACUGCAAGGUUACCUUUAUCCGACCGGAAUGACCAUCAGAGAAGACGGAAAAUUGUUGGUAAACUUUCGAACAGAACCUAGAUUUCGAGGUCAAUUCGUUCUCACUCAUCCAGGCACAGGGCAAGAAUCAGCAGUUAUUGCACCAGAGCAUCCCGAUUUAACAUUCACUUUGGAAUUAGUUUAUAGUGAACCUUCUUUUGCCCAACCUAACCAAGAAUGGCAGUUUGUGUCAGAUUUUGCCGUAAGAGAUUAUUCUGGUAUAUAUAAAAUAAAGUUGAUACCUUGUACCGUGACUGACGAUUUAGAAUAUGGAGAUUCACUUCAAUGUCAUCCUCGAGAGCCGAUCACUUUCGACAUGCAUAUUAGAUUCCAACAAGUCAGCGAUCCGAUUCCCGCAGAGUUUAGUUUGAACACGCAGUUUCAUUUAAUGCGCAAAAGAGAACUGUGGUUAUCUGACGGAUCUAUGGGUUUUGGAGAAGAUCUGGAUGCUUCGUUUGUACCUGGUGAUAUUAUAUAUGGAAGAAUAAUGGUGGAUCCGGUGCAGAAUCUUGGCGACUCCUUCUUUAUGACGAUCGAGAAAUGUUUUAUAUGCACCGGCGUGGACGGAUACAUUCCAAAAUAUGAACCUACGAGUUUAGAAUAUGGUUGCGUUGCGGAUUCUCCAAAUCUCUUACAUACGUUUAAAAUAAUUGAUAAAGGUGCCCCACAUACUGUUGUCAGAAAGUUCAAAAAUGUUCCCUUUGAUGCUAAAUUGUCGGGUGAUGAUCCUUCUCCAGAUGUUGAAGCUCUUAGAAAACAACCCAGUGCUGACGGUUUUCACUUUGAUUCUGCCCCACUAUUUCAGGUAUCUUAUGGUAGGCAAUGGUUUGUACAUUGUAUCUAUACGGUGAGAUCUAAAGAAAAUGCAGCUCGAGGAAUUGGAAAGAGAAGUGUCGACGAACACAUUUUUGGAAAUUUGGGAGAAGUUUCACUUCGGAAAAAGAGAGAAGUGGAAGACGUGGAGCACGUCGGUUCAGACGGAAAAGGUACAAACAUGCACAGGAUAAAAUUAAAUUACAAUGGCAAAAAUAAAAAAGUCAACAGAGACAACAAGGGAGUGUACGAAGUCGGCCAAAACUCUCAUUCCGAAGACGGCAUGUCUCUGAUUCCCAUCAUCGUGGGCGCAUUAGGUUCCAUUCUAGUCAUAGCUAUUGCCGUCAACGUAUAUUUGAUAAAAAGAAGAAAAGAAUUCGGUGGUUCCGCCUCAUCAUCCGGGGUCGUGUCCGUGGUGGCGAGCAACGGACAGAGUAGAGUGGUGUCAUCUCAAUACCAGAACAUCCGUGCCGGCGACAACACAGAAGUAUAACAAAGAUUUUUGUUCACUAAUUUCAUCACUGCCAUCAAACUGUGAAAAAGAUGUAAAAACUUUCAUUGAGUAUCCCCAUACAUAUCAGCCGUUAUAAUUUUAUUCUCUGAUUCCAUUCAGAAAUAAAAACUGAUUCGGGGAACUUUAACCUAAUCUUACGCAGUUAACUAUUUACUAUAAAAUAGUAGAAAUGACUGACGUUGGCUGCUUGUGAUUGCUCUCAGAAACGAAGAGGAUCUAUUGACAUACCACUACUAUUCUGUGGAAAUUUACCAUGGCUGCAUCUCUAUCUGUUGCUACUUAUACCUCUUUUUUUGUUUACAUAAUUUAUUUUGAAUUCAGACAAAAUAUAUCAAAAUGUUGUGAUUGGUAAUUGUUUUUAAAUAAUGCCUGUAGGCUAAUUCAUAAAAUGUAUUAUUUUACUUUGGUUGCUUAUGAACUUUUUUUGUACAGUUUCUAGUGACACAGAAAUGUGAUAAGUUGGAUUGGCCUUGGGCAUAGAAUACCACCUCUUCCCUAAAUAAUGUUAAAAGACUAAAUUAAGCAAUUCUUUUUGAUUGUUACCCAAUUCCCAUUAAAAGAAUAUCCACAAUGGUAUACAGUGUUAAAAAAAUUGGACGUGCCUUUCGAGCUCAAUUUCUCCGAUUUCGAUAAAUCCGACAUUAAUUUUUUUACCCUAUUUUGUUAAUCGGGAUUACGAUUUGAAUUUUUCAGCAUAAAUUGUAAAUAUAUUCGACAAUUUAUAUAAAUUUCUACAGUUCAAAAGUAUUGUUAUCCAUUAUUUUAAAUGA